Rotaria sp. Silwood1 is the source of this 435-nucleotide messenger RNA. Lineage: Eukaryota; Metazoa; Rotifera; Eurotatoria; Philodinida; Philodinidae. The record is from the annotation of a GenBank genome assembly.
AUGAAACAAGAUUAUUUAAUUUAUCCUUCUAUGAUUGGGGCUCAACCCGGAGUGAUCUGGUCAUAUGAUAAUCCAACAGCAGUAUCAACUUUCGAUGAUGAUCAUCCUCUAAAUGUUUCAGCUGCUAAAUGUCAUGAUUUAUCAAUAUGUCUUUGGUAUAUAUCGCCUCUGAUCAUAUUCAGUAGUUCAACGAAAUAUGCUCUGCUUGGUGAAUGGAAUAAAUGGACAGCUAUAAGCUCUCAACGGAUUAUAGGCAUAGACAAUUUUAUCGGAAGCAAUUUCGCACUGAUAACUGUCUAUGGUUUAGUUAGUGAAGUCGUUCCAAUCCUGGUUUUUCAUUCUAACUUAUCAAUCGUCAAUGUAACUUGUCGAAUGCACCCUGAUGAGGGUGAAGCUCAACUUGUUAUUGAUGAUCGUAGGGUCGGUUGCUAUUAA